Molecule: messenger RNA, 1222 nt
Organism: Apus apus (common swift)
Lineage: Eukaryota; Metazoa; Chordata; Aves; Apodiformes; Apodidae
Gene: MEA1
Product: male-enhanced antigen 1
Exons: 2
Coding region: 42-692 (216 amino acids)
Biological process (GO): spermatogenesis
Source: RefSeq, a predicted model, not a curated record
GCACCCAGAGCGCCCCGCAACGACGGCGCCGCGCCCGGCGGAUGGCGGUGGCGCGGAGCAUGGGGCCGGAGCGGGUGUGUCCCGAGGAGCCGGGGCCGCCGGAGGCCCCCGACGGAGCGGCGGGCUGGAGCGGCGACGAAGAAGAAGAAGAGGAGGAGGAGGAGGAGGAAGGAGAAGAGGAGGGCGGCGGCGGCGGGGGGUACUUGUACCAGCCGCUGAGGCAGGAGCCGGAGCAGGGCCCCGGCGAGGCGGGCCCUUCCUCCGCCCCAGCGGGCUUCGCCGAGACGGGCCCCGGCCUCCAGGAGCGGCUGCAGGUACCGCCCAGCGCCCGCCGGGCCGGGGAGGCCCAGCGGCACGGCCCCGCUGGCGGGGGUCGGGCCCCAGCCCCUGCUGCCCGCCUUUCUCCGCAGAUGCUGAGGCUGCACCUUCCCGACCCGCCGGCGGACAGCGAGGAGGAGGAGGAGGAGGAGGAGGGGGCGGAAGGCGCGGCGGCUCAGAGCAGCCGCAGCUCCAUCCCCAUGGAUGCAGAGCAUGUGGAGCUGGUGAAGAGGACGAUGGCCAGCGUGAAGCUGCCUACCCUGGGCAUCCCUGCCUGGGCCAGCCAGAUCUCGGAGGAGCAGUGGAAGGACGUGGUGCAGCGCACGCUGCAGGCCCGGCAGAGCCUGGGCGUCCCCAGGCCCGAGUGGCAGUGAGGGCCGAGCUGCGGUGCCGGGGCUGCUAACCCAGGCCUCCCCUCCACCGCACAGGCCCGGCAGGCUUCCACUGCCCCGCGGCUGGCUGCUGACAGGACUUGCUGCCAGCGACCUCCCAGUUUCUCCCCCUGACCUUUGUCAGGCUUCCUUUCCUGCUCCUCUUUUGUGGUUCUGGCUGGCACAUAAGCUGCUGGGAUGUCCUUUUGCUGGCUUCCUCUGCCUCUGAGGAGCCCUACCAGUUUCCAUACUUGUGUGUGUGUGUGUGGAGGGAGCUUGUUUAGCUUUGCCCAGAUUCCCUUGGGAAAAACACUGGAUUUGUCCCUGUGCAAGAGUGUCAGAGAAGUCCCUCUCCACACCAGGGCUCCUCCCAGGAGCUGUGUGUUGGAAUAGCAGAGGUGGAGUCCAGCUUGUCUUUCCAAGAGGUCAGUUUUAUUUAGUUCUGUACAUACAGGGACAUCUGUACAAAAUCCAACACUUUCAUACUAUGUAAUGCUCUACUGAAAAUAAAGUACACCAUAUGUACAUAUGAA